Zasmidium cellare ATCC 36951 is the source of this 981-nucleotide messenger RNA. RefSeq lists its product as uncharacterized. NCBI's taxonomy places the organism in Eukaryota, Fungi, Ascomycota, Dothideomycetes, Mycosphaerellales, Mycosphaerellaceae. The transcript is spliced from 2 exons. Bases 1 to 981 code for a protein of 326 amino acids. The record is from RefSeq and is a predicted model, not a curated record.
AUGGCCGAUCGUCCGAACCACUACAACGGCCAUAGCCUACCACCCUGCAGCACGUUGAUGCAAGGCCUCACCAAGUGCCGAGCAUCAGACUGCAAUGCCCUCUUCUCUUCAAACAAUGAACGCCUUCAACACGAACGACACUGCGAGAUCGUCGCACAUCAGUUGUUCAGCAUGGGGCGUCGACCAGCACAAUACCCAGUACAACCGCAUCGCCUCGACGUCCAGAUGGCUUCCUGCAGCAUCGAAACCGACAGUGACGAGUCGUCUUCGGUCGUCUUCACGCCAGACAACAGUCGUGCGCCUUCUAUCUGCGACCCACAGGAACGCCGGCAGUCCGGUGUCAUCCGCACGAUCCGUCGUCGUUUCGGCAGCGGCUCUUCCACACCAGAAACCGAGCGGAGACGAGGCGACGCAGCGAAACCAAAGCACAUCAAGAAGCAAGAAAAGGAAAAGCACAACCGCAACCAACUCGGCUCGGUCCUGUACCGCAUGGAAGACUUGUUCCGCGCCUACCUAGGCUGGGAGCGCCACGAACAGAGCGGGGGCAACGGCAACGGCGCCGGCCUCCACGCCAACAAAAGCACCAUCCUGCGCGGCGCCGAGGAUCUCCUCUGCUACUUCAUCCACCGCGAGCACUGCUGGGCCCUCGAGCGCGGCAACCUGGACGAAGUGCAGCAGCAGCUGAGCGACAUCCUCGACGGCGCUGUCAACGCCCAGCCGUACACCAGCACGUUCCUCGCCACCGACGACGAGCCCAUCUGUGCUCACAGUGACAGCAAGUCGAAGGAGUGCAUCGUCCAUGGCCACCCGGAUUGGCGCGAGUGUCGUCGUCUGCACGCGGAUCCUCGCUUCGCAGCGAGGCGGAAUGAGUAUCUGGCGAAUCUGGGGAGGACGAGGGUGCAGCAUGAGGGAUACCUUCGGUCGAGGGGGUCGCAGCCUUCGAGGAAUGGGACGUCUUCCUCGAGCCAGAGGAGGGCGUGA